Molecule: messenger RNA, 1050 nt
Organism: Ostreobium quekettii
Lineage: Eukaryota; Viridiplantae; Chlorophyta; Ulvophyceae; Bryopsidales; Ostreobiaceae
Source: the annotation of a GenBank genome assembly
AUGAACAAUUGCACCUUUGCACAGAACAAUGCCACCAUCGGAGGUGCUAUCUAUCUACAGGACAAGUCCACUGCCAAUAUAGGCAAUUCGACUCUUGCACACAACACGGCUUCCAGUGGAGGUGCUGUUUAUGUCCAGAGCUCUUCAUCCAUGUGGUCCAAUAUGUGCACCUACGAAGACAACACCGCUAUAGGCAACGGGGGAGCAAUCAUCGUGUUUGAUGAAUCGACUGCAACAAUGGGGAAUUGCACUCUUGCACACAAUACAGCUUCCGGUUUUGGAGGUGCCAUUUACGCCGAGGACGAGUCGACUGCGACUAUAGCCAGUUCCAGUCUUGCGCACAACGCAGCAUCCUUUGGAGGCGCUGUUUUUGUUCAGGACGAGUCGACUGCAACAAUAAACAAUUCCACUCUUGCACACAAUGCAGUAUUCUCUGGAGGAUCAUCUUCUGGAGGCGCUGUUUUUGUCCAGAGCGCUUCGUCCCUGCAUUCCAAUACAUGCACCUACGAGAGGAACACUGCCACAGACAACGGGGGAGCAAUCUGUGCUUCUGAUGAGUCAAAUGCAACAAUAAGCGAUUCCACUCUUGCGCACAAUGCAGCAACUGCUGGAGGUGCUGUUUGUAUCCAGAGAUCUUCAUCCAUGCAGUCCGAUAUGUGCAUCUACGAGAACAACACUGCCAAGAGCCAAGGGGGAGCAAUUGUUGCACAUGGCCAGUCCACCGCGACUGUGGUCAGCUCCACUUUUGCACGCAACGCAGCAACCAACGGAGGCGCUGUUUUAGUCCUGAGAUCUUCGUCCCUGCGGUGCGACGCGUGCACCUACGAGAACAACACUGCCACAGACAACGGGGGAGCAAUCGACGUGUUUACGGGGUCCACUGCAACAAUCGCCAAUUGCACACUUGUGCACAAUGGAGCAAGCAAUGGAGGUGCUGCCUAUAUCGAGGCGUUUUCAUCCAUGCAGUCUGAUGCGUGCACCUAUGAGGACAACACUGCCGCAAGCCAAGGGGGAGCAAUUCUCGCGUUUGUGAGUGCAUCCUCAUUCUAA